Dipodomys ordii (Ord's kangaroo rat) is the source of this 3245-nucleotide messenger RNA. It is a transcript of the gene Hk2, whose product is annotated as hexokinase 2. The record is from RefSeq and is a predicted model, not a curated record. The transcript has 18 exons. NCBI's taxonomy places the organism in Eukaryota, Metazoa, Chordata, Mammalia, Rodentia, Heteromyidae. Gene Ontology annotation, biological process: glucose 6-phosphate metabolic process; glycolytic process; intracellular glucose homeostasis. Gene Ontology annotation, molecular function: D-glucose binding; mannokinase activity; ATP binding. Bases 420 to 3173 code for a protein of 917 amino acids. Gene Ontology annotation, cellular component: mitochondrion; cytosol.
CACCGCUAGCAGCCCCGCGUUACCUAGCGAAGAGAAACCGGCUGGAGCAUCGUUCGAACGACCCUGAGAAGUCCGAUCGUCCCAGUGGAGCUGGGCUGCGAUUCUUGUUAAGUUGAGCCUCAGUGACCCUGUGGCUGAAGUUAGCGCCCUGACGCUGGGGAAGCCGGACACGUCGCCCGGAGUGAUAUUUGGGCGCCUUUUAGCUGCGGUGGCUCCACAAACCUCCUUCUGGAGACCCGAAGAACCCCAGUGGGCGAGCUAUUGCCGUUAGCUUUCUUUUGUGUGGCUUCUGGACUCUUCGCUCCCUGCCAGGCAGCGGAGCCCCGGUACAAAGCGGUUGUACCACGCCAACCUAUUUUCUCCACCAGCGCUCGCGCCUCAGUUUCCCCCCUACUUGGCCAGGUGUAAGUCGCGGCAAGAUGAUUGCCUCGCACAUGAUCGCCUGCUUGUUCACGGAACUCAACCGUAACCAAGUGCAGAAGGUUGACCAGUAUCUCUAUCACAUGCGUCUAUCUGACGAGACUCUUCUGGAGAUUUCUAAGCGGUUCCGCAAGGAGAUGGAGAAAGGGCUUGGAGCCACCACCCACCCUACUGCUUCUGUGAAAAUGCUGCCCACCUUUGUGAGGUCUACUCCAGAUGGCACAGAACACGGUGAGUUUUUGGCUCUGGACCUUGGAGGGACAAACUUCCGCGUGCUCCGGGUAAGAGUGACAGACAAUGGACUCCAGAAGGUGGAGAUGGAGAACCAGAUCUAUGCUAUCCCUGAGGACAUCAUGAGAGGCUCUGGCACACAGUUGUUUGACCAUAUUGCUGAAUGCCUGGCCAACUUCAUGGAUAAGCUACAAAUCAAAGACAAGAAGCUCCCACUGGGCUUUACCUUCUCCUUCCCCUGCCACCAGACUAAACUAGAUGAGAGUUUCCUUGUCUCAUGGACCAAGGGGUUCAAAUCCAGUGGAGUGGAAGGCAGAGAUGUGGUGGCUCUGAUCCGAAAGGCUAUCCAGCGGAGAGGGGACUUUGAUAUUGACAUUGUGGCUGUGGUGAAUGACACAGUUGGGACCAUGAUGACCUGUGGCUAUGAUGACCAGAACUGUGAGAUUGGUCUCAUUGUGGGCACUGGCAGCAACGCCUGCUACAUGGAGGAGAUGCGCCAUAUUGACAUGGUGGAGGGCGAUGAGGGGCGGAUGUGCAUCAACAUGGAGUGGGGGGCCUUUGGGGAUGAUGGCACACUCAAUGACAUCCGCACUGAGUUUGACCGGGAGAUCGACAUGGGCUCGCUGAACCCUGGGAAGCAACUAUUCGAGAAGAUGAUCAGCGGGAUGUACAUGGGGGAGCUGGUGAGGCUCAUCCUGGUGAAGAUGGCCAAGGAAGAGCUACUCUUCCAGGGGAAGCUCAGCCCAGAACUCCUCACCACAGGCUCCUUUGAGACCAAAGAUGUUUCAGAUAUUGAAGAGGAAAAAGAUGGUCUCCAGAAGGCCUACCAGGUCCUGGUGCGGCUGGGCAUAGAUCCACUGCAGGAGGACUGCGUGGCUACUCACCGGAUCUGCCAGAUCGUGUCCACGCGCUCAGCCAACCUCUGUGCAGCUACUCUGGCUGCUGUGCUGUGGCGCAUCAAGGAGAACAAGGGGGAGGAACGCCUGCGCUCCACCAUUGGCGUGGAUGGCUCCGUCUACAAGAAACACCCCCAUUUUGCCAAGCGUCUUCAUAAGACUGUGCGGCGGCUGGUGCCUGACUGUGAUGUUCGCUUCCUCCGCUCUGAGGACGGCAGUGGCAAAGGAGCAGCUAUGGUGACAGCGGUGGCCUACCGGCUGGCUGACCAACACCGAGCCCGCCAGAAAACCCUGGAACCUCUCAAGCUGAGCCGUGAGCAGCUUCUGGAGGUGAAGAGGAGGAUGAAGGUGGAAAUGGAGCGAGGUCUGAGCAAGGAGACUCACGCCAUUGCCCCUGUGAAGAUGCUGCCCACCUAUGUUUGUGCCACCCCUGAUGGCUCAGAGAAAGGGGAUUUCUUGGCUUUGGACCUCGGAGGAACCAAUUUCCGGGUCCUUCUGGUUCGUGUGCGGAACGGGAAGCGGAGAGGAGUGGAGAUGCACAACAAGAUCUACGCCAUUCCGCAGGAGGUCAUGCACGGCACGGGGGAGGAGCUCUUUGACCACAUCGUCCAAUGCAUCGCCGACUUCCUGGAGUACAUGGGCAUGAAGGGUGUGUCCCUGCCUCUGGGUUUCACCUUUUCCUUCCCCUGCCAGCAGAACAGCCUGGAUGAGAGCAUCCUGCUCAAGUGGACAAAGGGUUUCAAGGCGUCUGGCUGUGAGGGCGAGGAUGUGGUCACCUUGCUGAAGGAAGCAAUUCACCGGCGAGAGGAGUUUGACUUAGAUGUGGUUGCUGUGGUGAAUGAUACAGUCGGAACCAUGAUGACCUGUGGCUAUGAGGACCCUCACUGUGAAGUUGGUCUUAUCGUUGGCACAGGCAGCAAUGCCUGCUACAUGGAGGAGAUGCGCAACGUGGAGCUGGUGGAUGGAGAGGAGGGACGGAUGUGCGUCAACAUGGAGUGGGGGGCUUUUGGGGACAAUGGAUGCCUGGAUGACUUCCGCACAGAGUUUGAUGUGGCUGUGGAUGAGCUCUCUCUCAACGCAGGCAAACAGAGGUUUGAGAAAAUGAUCAGCGGCAUGUACUUGGGUGAGAUUGUCCGUAACAUCCUCAUCGACUUUACUAAGCGUGGGCUGCUCUUCCGUGGCCGCAUCUCAGAGCGGCUCAAGACUCGGGGAAUCUUUGAAACCAAGUUCCUGUCUCAGAUUGAAAGCGACUGCCUGGCCCUGCUGCAGGUGCGCGCCAUCCUCCGCCACUUGGGCCUCGAGAGCACUUGCGAUGACAGCAUCAUCGUCAAGGAGGUGUGCACCGUGGUGGCCAGGCGGGCGGCCCAGCUCUGUGGCGCAGGCAUGGCUGCCGUGGUGGAUAAGAUACGAGAAAACCGGGGGCUGGACACCCUCAAAGUCACAGUGGGUGUGGACGGGACCCUCUACAAGCUCCAUCCUCACUUUGCCAAAGUCAUGCACGAGACAGUCAAGGACCUGGCUCCCAAGUGUGAUGUGUCUUUCUUGGAGUCUGAGGAUGGCAGCGGAAAGGGAGCAGCUCUCAUCACUGCUGUAGCCUGCCGCAUCCGGGAAGCCGGACAGCGAUAGAAACCGGAAGGGACUUCUCUCCUUCCCCUCUUCCCUGUUUUAAAUUAAAAGGUGUCGUCCUCUUGUGUCAGA